AUGAUGAAAAAAGCAAAUGAACUUAAUGCAGAUCUGAUUAUCAUACAAGAACCAUAUACUAUAAACAAUAAAGUGGUCUGCUUGGGACAAUGGCAAAUUUUAUACAAACAAUCUGACAAAAAACCAAAGUGCUGCAUAGGAGUAAGGAAUAACAGCAUCGAUAUUGUUUUAGUACCUGAACUGUCUUCAAAUAUAAUAACCACUGUAAUUAUCCAAAACAAAACAAAUAUUUUCUUGGUUAACGCUUAUUUGUCACCCUAUAUGGAGGAUGAGAAGGGUAUACAAGAAAUAGAAAAAGUUAUUAGUAAAAUAAAAUCCAAACACAUAAUUAUUGCAGGCGAUAUAAACGCCAAGUCAUCAGCAUGGUAUAACGAAAAGGAAGAUAAUAGGGGAAGAUUAACAAUGGAACUAAUGGAAAAAUAUGAUUUAAUUUCAGUUAACAUGACAGACCAUCCUACGUUCUUCACAUCGCAUGCAAGGGGAUGGACAGAUGUAUGUCUGGUUUCGAGCGAUUUAGCGCAAAACGUCAUAAAUUGUGAAACCUUACUAACAACCUCUGCAAGUGACCACCGUUUUAUUUCCACUCAAAUUAAUAAUUUAAAACUGAAUAAAUAUCAAAUAUUCACCACAAAACAUAUAAACUGGGACCUAUAUAAAAAGUACUUUAAUGAAAAUUGGAGCAACCAUGAGUACCCAAUAAUUGAAUCGACACAGGAUAUUGAUCGUUAUGUUGAAAUGCUAACGAAAGACAUGCAAACAGCUGGUAAACGAGCAGGAAAAUUGGUGAGGAAAAAAAUUAACACCAAAACUCAUUGGUGGACGGAGGAACUGGAAAAACAAAGAAAGAGAAUAAAUAAAUUGAGAAAAAGAUAUCAACGUGCAACAAACAACGAACAAAAGCAACAACAAAGAAAAAUAUAA
Centruroides sculpturatus (bark scorpion) is the source of this 921-nucleotide messenger RNA. RefSeq lists its product as uncharacterized. The transcript has a single exon. Gene Ontology annotation, molecular function: catalytic activity. Bases 1 to 921 code for a protein of 306 amino acids. The record is from RefSeq and is a predicted model, not a curated record. Lineage: Eukaryota; Metazoa; Arthropoda; Arachnida; Scorpiones; Buthidae.